CACUUGUCAAAUGCAAAAAAACGAGCGAAAGUUUAGAAAACAAAGUUUGGAUUAACUUCAACUUAUUAUUAAACAUCGAUUUAAUGAUUACUAAACAAUUAUCCUGCAGUUUUAUAGAAGUAGUAGUAGUGUAAAAUCAUGUAAGGUAUAUUUGUUGCUGUUUUCGUUUACUGCGUUUGUGAAUUUGUGCUUGUGUCAACUGAAUACAUCAUGCCGCCAAAAUCUAAAAGGAUUAAAAACAUUACAACAUCGAAGGAAAACACUUUUAUUGCAACUAAGGCAAUCAAAAAAAGUGUUAUUACAAAUGCUAAGGUGCCCAGAAAACCUUUAGCUGACAAAACCAAUUCGGCGUCAGACGACAAUGACCCCUUGACUUCUCCUAAAAUUAGGAUGCAAACAAGAAAAAUGAAAGCAAAAAAUGUGAAUACUGUUGAUGUGAAAGAAAACGAGAAAGUUCGUCAGAAACGAAUUCAAAAGGUGCCAGAUAUUAGUAAAAAUCAAGUUUUAAACUUAAAAAGUAAUGUACCAAUCAGCAAACCAGAACUUUCUAGGGUAUUACAGAAGAAGCCAAUUACUGUUUUUGAACCAAUGCAACAAGUAUGUGAGAAAGUUGUGGAGACCCAAAUUACUGACAGUCGUCCUAAAAGGAUAUGCCGUCUUCCAUCUAAAUUUGAUAAUCAUUUUAUAAGCCCAAGUAAAUGUAUUCCUGUUCAACCAAUACAGGCAAGUACUCCAAUAGUGCAAAUUGAAAAACAAAUGUCUGCUAUAUUUGAUAGUAAAAUGAUUGAAAACACUAAUAAAAAUCUGCAGACCUCAUACACAAAAUCUAUGUCAACAGAAAGUUCUAAAAAUAGUAGUAUUGAUAACAGCAGUUAUAAUCCAUCAAUGGAAAAACCAAAAAGAAACCUAAGAUCAACAAAACGUAAACUAACUAAGCCUGUACAGGAAAAACAAAAAGAAAGCAAGAAAAUCCCUAAUACAAGGAAAAAACAAGCUGAUACCAAUAAUAAUGCAAAAGAUUCAAAUCUCAAACAAAGCUUAUGUACAUCACCUUGUAGAGAUGUAAAUAAAAUAGCUAAGAAUAGGAUGAUCAAAAAAGACCAGUCUUUCAGAUUACUUGACCAGAAAAAAGAUGCUAAGAAAAGAAGUGCCAAUAACCUUGAUGUGUAUGAAUUCACCUUUGAUCCCGAACAGGAGCCUCCGCCGCAAAAGAAAAAACGUAAAAGAAUUGUUAAAAAACAAGAUAAGCCUAAACCUGUUUACAAAAGUAAAUAUGAAAAGAAUGUUGCAAAAUCAUUAGCAGAUUUGAAAAACGUUUUAUCUAAAAAAUCUGAAGCUAAUCACCAAACCAAAACAACAUUACAAUCUCAAAAUAAACCCAAACCAACUGUGAAUAACAUUAAAGAUGUACCUCAAAUUACAAAUAAUGUAACUGAAAAUGUAAUUCAAAAUAAAAAUAAUACUAUAGAUAAAAGUGUACAUCAAAAUCCAAGUAACACAGAAAACAAUGGUUUUCAGCCAAAUUACAACUCUUUCAAUGUCGAAGCCAUAGUUCUAAAAGAUAUAUCCAUUACUAACAAUUGUAAUGACUUAAAUUAUUCCCCUGUCAAUUCCCCUGACCAUGUAAGACAAGCAUCUGAACCUCGGAACAUAUGUGCUAUUGAUGUACGUAACAAUCCCUUAAACAUACAAGAGGAUAUUAGUUUCUUUGAUGAUCUUCCUGUAGCCAGUAGUAGUAUGAAUAUGUCAGCAAGAAAUCCAUCAGCUACCCCUUGGAGAGCUGAAUACGAACAAUUACCUAUCAAAUGGCAAGUAAAUACGUACGUAAAAGCAAAUAUGACGCCAGCAUUUGAAUGCUCGUUUAUAAAUUUUGAAAAUAAGAAGAAACAUGUUUAUACAAACAUGGUACCAGAAGACAAUGAACCACUACCAGAGAUAAUAGAGACAGAAAAAACAUCUAAAUUGAAACAAACAAGUAUAAUUUCAUUCUUCAAAGAAGUUGUAGAGCGACAAACACAGAAGAAAUUAAAAUCGAAAACAACGCCUGUUAAAAAUCCAGCAAUUGAUAAUAGUAACACAGAAGCACUUUCCGAAGAACAAAUUGUGUCUAAUUCUGUUCAUACACCACAGAAAAUAUCAAGAACGAUUACUGAUUUGUCCGAUAAGGAAAAUUCAACAGAAAUUGUUCAACAAAACUCACCAAUAAAAUCUAAAACAAAAAAAUCUCAUGAAAAUAAAAAAGACAAAGAUGUUACUUUCUUUGGUUUUGAUGAAAGUCAAGAGCAAGAAAAUGUGUCACCAGUUAAAGUAAAAAAAGGCAGAGUAAAUGCAUUCAGGCCUCGAUCCAGAGCAAUCUUACAAGAAUUUAAUGCACAAAAUCUUCCAAUAAGGAUGCCUUUGAGGGCAAAGAAAAAAGAUAGAAAUGUAAUCAAUGAAGUUUUUGAAGAGAUAACCGAAAAGAACCUUUUCCAUGAAAAAGACAAAGAAAUUACUGAAGAAACAGAUGUAGUAGAACAAAGUAAUGUUAAUUUAAGUCCGGAAGAUUCCCAGUCUGUGCAUUUAUUUGAAGAUCUGGAAGUUAUACAUUCUAAGCCUCCAAGAAAGAGUUAUGGUAAAGCAAAGAAAGUAGCAUUCCGACACCAUUCCGAGUCCAGUGACACUCAGGAGAUUGAAGUCCAAGGACAAGAAGGCUCCAGCGGAGAGGAAGACAACUUAGACGAUCUGACAUUCCAAAUGCCAUCAGCGCAGACUAAAAAGUUAAAGAAAAAGAAAAAAACAAAACAACGUUCAAAGAAAGAGGACAAAGAAGCAGAAGAAUGGGCGGCAGGAUUCAACUCAAUGUGCGAAGAUAUUGAUCAUUUUGAUUUAAUUGUGGAAUAAACGGAAUUAUUUUUAAGGUAAAUUCUGUCAUUACUACGCCAUAGACGAUAAACAUAUGUUUCUGUUUGUUUUUAAAAAAGGAUAGUAUAUGAAAAACAGGUAUUUCAAAAGAUUUUAAAUACAUACAUAUUUUUAUUUAAAGACAAUGUGUAUUACUUAUUUAAUUAAUUAAAAGUUUUAAUUGAAUGUUUACUUUACUAAUGUAUUGGAUUGUAAGUGUAUAUAUUCCCACAUUCCUUUAGACAGAUGUCAUACUGUAAACCAGUGUUUCUCAAAGUGGGUGAUGACGCCCCCUGGGGGCAUUUGAAACCUAGAGAGGGGCGUUAUAGAGCCCCAGAAAUAAUUGGGGGGCGUUGAUAUGGGUUAGAGGGGCGAUGCAUUUGUAAUUUUAAUUUCACUAAUAUUGUAUAAAAAUGGGGGGCGCUGAAAGAAAUAAGUUUGAUAAACACUGCUAUAGACCUACAAGGCUCUUAUAGCAUUUGGCAAUUUUUUGAAAUAACAUUGUCAUCUCGAAAGCAUCAUUUUAGACAAAUUAGAGAAAGGCCAUUGUAUAGUGAAUGUUGCAAUUUUUAUAAUUUUUAAAGUGAUAGUGUUUGAUUUUGUUUUCAAAGUGGAAGAAUUACGAAAGUUGAGAAUAUUUUGCUUAGUAACCAGAAAAACUAGCAAGCGCGAUGUCAAUUUCAAAAAAGUGCCAUAAAAUCCUUGUAGGAAAUAACUGUGUCGUCUUUUUACUUAUUGUCAUUUCCUCCGCUUAUGUUGGUAUUACAUAUUUUUAUUUUUGUCAUUUCCUCUGCUUAUGUUGGUAUUACAUACUUUUAUUUUUGUCAUUUCCUCCGCUUAUGUUGGUAUUACAUAUUUUCUGACAGAACAAUAAAGACAGAAAAGUGUCUCAUACUCACCUGUAACCCAUUUGGGUUGUUUUUUUAAGUUACUCGGAACUAAGAUAGAUAUUGGUACAAUCUUUUACUUUAUAUUAAAAUCUAAAAGAGAUAUUUAUUUGAAAUGUAAUUAAGUUAGAAUUACAAUAAAUACUAAUCUAGGUUUUUAAGGCUAAAUAAUUCCGGGGCUUUAUAAA
Molecule: messenger RNA, 3955 nt
Organism: Papilio polytes (common Mormon)
Lineage: Eukaryota; Metazoa; Arthropoda; Insecta; Lepidoptera; Papilionidae
Gene: dmt
Exons: 3
Coding region: 211-2880 (889 amino acids)
Source: RefSeq, a predicted model, not a curated record